Molecule: messenger RNA, 1467 nt
Organism: Sorghum bicolor (sorghum)
Lineage: Eukaryota; Viridiplantae; Streptophyta; Magnoliopsida; Poales; Poaceae
Product: probable carboxylesterase 18
Exons: 1
Coding region: 87-1139 (350 amino acids)
Molecular function (GO): hydrolase activity
Source: RefSeq, a predicted model, not a curated record
GCCAGUAGAGCCACACCCACUCCGGCGAGCCCGCAGCGAUCCAUCGCAUCAGCCAUUCAUCGCCGUCGCCCGCCGCCGCGGGUGCAAUGGCGGAGGCUCCCACGACGCCGCCGCGGAAGCCGAAGCCGCCGAUGUCGCGCCUCAUGCGGCUCUCCCUCAAGUUCGUGGACCGCUUGACCGACGCCACCCGCCGGGCAGACGGCACGCUGAACCGCUGCGCGCUGUCGCUGCUGGACCCGCGUGUCCCGGCCAUCUCCUCCCCUUGCCGCGGCGUCGCCUCCCGGGACGUCGUCCUGGACGGCGCCCGCCGCCUCCGCGCGCGCCUCUUCCACCCGGCCACUACGACGGCCAAGUCCACGUCCCCCUUCCCCGUGAUCGUCUUCUUCCACGGCGGCGGGUUCGCGUACCUCUCCGCGGCGUCCGCGGCCUACGACGCCGCGUGCCGCCGCAUGGCGCGGUACGCCUCCGCGGCCGUGCUCUCCGUCGACUACCGCCGUGCCCCGGAGCACCGGUUCCCGGCGCCCUACGACGACGGGGUCGCGGCGCUGCGCUUCCUCGACGACCCCAAGAACCACCCUUCCACCACCACCACUAUCCCGCUCGACGUCUCCCGCUGCUUCGUCGCGGGCGACAGCGCCGGCGGCAACAUCGCGCACCACGUGGCCCGCCGCUACGCGUGCGACGCCGCCACGUUCAGGAACGUCCGCGUCGCCGGCCUGAUCGCCAUCCAGCCCUUCUUCGGCGGCGAGGAGAGGACGCCCUCGGAGCUCCGCCUGGACGGCGCCGCGCCCAUCGUGUCCAUCGACCGCACCGACUGGAUGUGGCGCGCGUUCCUGCCACCAGGCUGCGACCGCACCCACGAGGCCGCAAACUUCGCGUCCCCGGCCGCCGCCGCGGGCCUCGACUCGCCGGCGUUCCCGCCCGUGCUGCUCGCCAUCGGCGGCUUCGACCCGCUGCAGGACUGGCAGCGCCGGUACGGCGAGAUGCUCAAGAGUAUGGGCAAGGACGUGCGGGUGGCUGAGUACCCCGACGCCAUCCACGCCUUCUACGUCUUCCCCGGGUUCGACGACGCGCGAGACUUCAUGAUACGCGUCGCCGAGUUCGUCGCCGAAUGCGCCGGUGGCGGAAGUAGCGACUAGGGAGUGGUCGGAGCCGGAGCUGGAGAAGAAGCAGUCUGCACUCUGCAGUGGUCAGGCGGUGCUCGUCGCCGUUGUGUCAUCGUCGUGGCAUGUGCAGUGCAGCGAGGUGUUUGGUACAAGUGACGUGUCCAGAGUCUUGUGCUGUGGGCUGUGUGGCGUUUUGGAGGAUUAUAGCUCGUGUGCUUGCGUGGUUAAGUGACUUAUAAAAAGUGAGAGUAGACAAUGUGUGUGAUUGUUAUUAAUUGUUACUUUGGUAAGUUUGGUGUGAUAAGUCUGAUGAAUGAUGUAAAUUUUAAUAAUUAACUAAAUGAAGUUGGUGAUUUCGUGA